CCCCCACUACAUCUCUUAAGCCCCCCUCACCACCCCACCACCAUCCCAUCCAUCCGCUCAUCUCUCUUUGUGUUCUUUCUUUUUAAUUGAAACCAAAUAUUAUCUUUACCCUUUGAAUAGGCUUUUUCUUAAUUCCCUUUACACUUUAUAUAUUUUCUGCUAUGAGCAUCUUUUUUUUUUCUUUCAACCUUUUGCUUCAAUUGUAUACAGCUUCACUUUCACAUAUGCAUAUUUCUUCUUCUUCUUUAGCUUCUUUCUUGGUUAAAUUUUCUUCCCCUUUGUUACUUUGACCGUAGUUCUAGGCCAAAAGCCUAUAAGAAAAAAAUAUUAUUAAUAUAAAAUGUCAUUCGACAUGACAUCUUCUUCUUCUUCUUCUUCUUCAGAACGUGUUUGUUACGUGCAGUGCAACUUUUGCAACACCAUUCUUGCGGUUAGCGUUCCAUGCAACAGCAUGGUAACCAUAGUGACAGUAAGAUGUGGGCACUGUGCAAAUUUGCUUUCUGUUAAUAUCGGAUCUUUACUUCAGACUCUUCCCCUUCAAGAUCCACAGAAGCUUCAAAGACAACAGUACUCAAAUAAUGCUGGUAAGUAUAAAGCCUGUGGCUCAUCAUCAUCUUCUUCUUCCAAGUUCAACAGAUUUUCUGCCAUUGUUUCUCCUGAAAUUGAACCUAGAAUCACUCCUAUUCGUCCACCAGAGAAAAAACAGCGUGUUCCCUCUGCGUACAACCAAUUCAUCAAGGAAGAGAUACAAAGGAUAAAGGCUAGCAAUCCUGAUAUUAGCCACCGUGAAGCUUUUAGCACUGCUGCCAAAAAUUGCGCACAUUUUCCUCAUAUCCAUUUUGGACUAAAGCUGGAGGGCAACAACAAGCAAGCCAAAUUGUGAAAGUCUUAAUAUUAUUUUCAAGUUGUGAAAGUCUCCUCAUGUGUUAUCUUUCAUUUGUUUGCCUUGAUUUUGUGGUUAAAUAUCAUGUACUCUAACUGAGCUAUUUUCAAUGUUUAUUCAAUAACUAGUGUCAUUUGGCUCGUGUUAAGCCCGAGCCCAAAUUGACGUUAAAAAUUAAAA
Lycium barbarum (goji berry) is the source of this 1063-nucleotide messenger RNA. RefSeq names its product axial regulator YABBY 5-like. The transcript has 6 exons. The record is from RefSeq and is a predicted model, not a curated record. Gene Ontology annotation, cellular component: nucleus. Gene Ontology annotation, biological process: cell fate commitment; multicellular organism development. The coding region runs from base 341 to 883 and encodes 180 amino acids. Lineage: Eukaryota; Viridiplantae; Streptophyta; Magnoliopsida; Solanales; Solanaceae.